Molecule: messenger RNA, 942 nt
Organism: Caenorhabditis bovis
Lineage: Eukaryota; Metazoa; Nematoda; Chromadorea; Rhabditida; Rhabditidae
Source: the annotation of a GenBank genome assembly
AUGUCAGACGUUCCUACAAAUGCCAAUGAAGGAUGUCCGGGAACGGGAAGUGCGGGAGCCGGAAAAGCUUCUGGAUGUGCUGGAUGUCCUAAUCAGAGUUCGUGUGCCACUGGUCAAGGUCCAAAGCCUGAUGCGGACAUUCCAUUCAUUCAAGACAGAUUCAGCAAAAUUAAGCACAAGAUUUUGAUUCUCAGUGGUAAAGGAGGUGUUGGAAAAAGUACAUUGACUUCGAACUUGGCUAGAGCUCUAGCUCUUGAUCAAACAAAACAAGUGGCUAUCCUCGAUGUUGAUAUUUGCGGACCAUCUCAACCACGAAUGAUGGGUGUUGAAGAUGAGGAGGUCCACAAUAGUGCUGAUGGUUGGACUCCGGUUGGAAUUCAGCCAAACUUGACUUUAAUGAGUAUUGCGUUUUUACUUGGUAAUAAGAACGAUGCUGUGAUUUGGCGAGGCGCCAGGAAGAAUGGAAUGAUCAAACAGUUCUUGAAGGAUGUCGAUUGGGGAGAAGUCGAUUAUUUGCUGAUUGAUACUCCACCAGGAACUUCUGAUGAGCAUAUUUCGCUGGUUCAAUACUUGUUACAAGCUGGCCCAUUGGAUGGAGCUUUGAUUGUAAGCACACCACAAGAAGUAUCGCUUCUUGACGUGAGAAAGGAGGUGAGCUUCUGCUUCAAAACCAAGGUUCCGAUCCUUGGUGUUGUCGAGAAUAUGGCUCGAUUCGUUUGCCCAAACUGCGCGCAUACUACUCUUCUGUUCCCGAAUUCCACCGGUGGCGCGGAAAAAAUGUGCGCUGAUGCGAAUCUCGAGCUUCUUGCUCAACUUCCUUUGGAACCCGCUCUUGCUAAGGCCGUCGACAAUGGCGAGGACUUUUUUGAGACCAAUCCAGAUUCAGUAUUGGCCAAAUCUUUCAAGGAAUUGGCUGAGAAGGUCAAAGAAAAACUUGCAUGA